AUAAUUGCUUGUUUGAAAAAGUCUCCAAACGACUAUAAAACGCGUGAAGAAGAGUGCAGCUCUAUUCACCUCUCAUCGCCUGCCCAAUCCAACCACCACCAACCCACCCAUCCUCCGAUCGAACCCUCGCUCCAUCACCAAAUCCACCAAAAUUCUGAUAGUCAGCGGGGCUAAAGCCCAGGCCAGCCAAGUUGCAGACAUCACGGCUAUAUACAGAGCUAAUCGUCUCCUUGUUCAUGUCCGCUCUCUACGUCGCAAGGGUUGUUUGACUAUUUUCACGAAUCCUUCGCCGCACGGCGGUCGUGGUGCUCUCCCCUCUGCCGGCGGCACCCCCUCCGAUCUCCUCUUCCUCGCCGGCGGCGGUCAUCUCUUUUCCUUAGUGUAGAUUUAUUGUUAUUGUUAUUAUUAUAUUUGUUUUGAAGUUCUAUACCUAAUAUAAAAUCUGUGCACGGUUAAAAAAAGAUAUCUCUGUUUGUUUGGUUGAUUAGUAUAAUUUUGUGUGAAAAUAUAUUAAUUGAAUGGAGAUGUUGAGGAUUAAGAGAGUGCCCACCAUUGUGUCGAAUUAUCAAAAGGAAGAGGGGGAGGAGGGUGCUUGUCGUGUCGGGUGUGGGCGGAAUUGUCUCAACACGUGUUGCCUCCAAGGGGCAAAGCUACCGUUGUAUGCAUUUAAGAGGGUUAACAAGUGUGGUAAUAGAGGGGGAUCUUCUGCUGAAGAAUACAAGGAGCCUCCGGUUGCUUUUCUGGAUUCUCUCAUCAUUGGGGAGUGGGAAGAUCGUGUUCAGAAGGGGCUUUUUCGCUACGAUGUUACUGCCUGUGAAACCAAGGUCAUUCCAGGAAAUUAUGGUUUUAUAGCUCAGCUGAAUGAGGGUCGUCACCUCAAGAAGAGGCCAACUGAAUUUAGAGUCGAUAAGGUUUUGCAGCCAUUUGAUGGGAGCAAAUUUAAUUUUACUAAAGUUGGGCAGGAAGAGGUGCUUUUCCAGUUCAAAGCAAGUGAGGAGGAUGAAAUUCACUUCUUUCCAGAUGCUUCCAUUGAUGUUGGAAACUCUCCAAGUGUUGUUGCUAUUAAUGUUAGUCCUAUCGAAUACGGGCAUGUGCUUCUGAUUCCCCAUGUUCUUGAAUGUUUGCCACAAAGGAUUGACCAUGAAAGCUUCUUGCUUGCACUUUACAUGGCAGCAGAAGCCGGAAGCCCAUACUUUCGGUUGGGUUACAAUAGCUUGGGUGCAUUUGCUACCAUAAAUCAUCUUCACUUCCAGGCUUAUUACCUGGCCGUGCCAUUUCCUAUUGAGAAGGCAUCUACUAGAAAAGUUAUGAACUUGGAUGAUGGGGUUGAAAUUUCUGAAUUGUUGGGCUAUCCUGUCCGAGGUCUUGUGUUUGAGGGUCUCUGUACCUUGGAGGAUUUGUCGACUGCAGUCUCUGAUGCUUGCAUUUGCCUUCAGAACAGUAAUAUACCCUACAAUGUUCUUAUCUCAGACUCUGGAAGGCGUGUCUUUCUCCUUCCUCAGUGUUAUGCUGAGAGACAGGCUCUUGGCGAAGUGAGUCCUGAGCUUCUGGACACCCAAGUUAAUCCUGCAGUCUGGGAAAUUAGCGGCCACAUGGUCUUAAAAAGGAAGGAGGACUAUGAGGAGGCGUCUGAGGAGAAAGCUUGGAGACUGCUUGCCGAGGUAUCCCUAUCAGAAGAGAGGUUCAAAGAAGUGAAAGAUAUUAUAUUUGACGCAGUCUCUUCUGCUGCAAAUGAAAAUGAACUGAUCUCACAAAAUGAUCAAGAACAUCAUACUAAUCAGGAGUCUGGUACCCAUAACAAUGGUUCCAGCGCUGCUUUGGUUUCACAUGAAUGCCUAGUUCUGCAUUAAGCUCUGGGGUUAAAGAAGAACUGAUCAGUGGUAUUAUGUAAAUUAGGUGACUACGUCAGGGCUGGAGUAUAUACAAAAACUCCUCAUUACGAGUCCUUAAAUAAAGCGACUGUUGCAGUUUUGCUGCAUAAUGUAUGUAAUAUCUUCAUACUGUGGCUUGUUGGAUUUGGCGGUGCUGUCAUGCUGUGUAAAAUACUUAUUUACCAUUGGAUUACCUGCUCUUAACUCUAAAGAGCUCAUUGAUGUAAUAUAUGCUUUGCAUCUCAA
Molecule: messenger RNA, 2117 nt
Organism: Daucus carota subsp. sativus
Lineage: Eukaryota; Viridiplantae; Streptophyta; Magnoliopsida; Apiales; Apiaceae
Product: GDP-L-galactose phosphorylase 2
Exons: 7
Coding region: 519-1850 (443 amino acids)
Biological process (GO): glucose metabolic process
Cellular component (GO): cytoplasm
Molecular function (GO): GDP-D-glucose phosphorylase activity
Source: RefSeq, a predicted model, not a curated record